Ziziphus jujuba (common jujube) is the source of this 3176-nucleotide messenger RNA. RefSeq lists its product as uncharacterized. Lineage: Eukaryota; Viridiplantae; Streptophyta; Magnoliopsida; Rosales; Rhamnaceae. Gene Ontology annotation, cellular component: membrane. Bases 847 to 1779 code for a protein of 310 amino acids. The transcript has a single exon. The record is from RefSeq and is a predicted model, not a curated record.
UUGUGUUUUUCCUUCGUGGGUUAAAGAAAACACUAUUAUUUUUCUCAUACAUUUUUAGGAAAUGGGUUUAUGGGACACCAGCUGGUUGCUAAUAAAAUUUGAUUAAUUUAGUGUGCUUUGUUUCUCUACCCACAGUCCAAAAUAUUGAGAAGAACAUCAUGAAUUAAACAAUUGGCACAGCAGAAGCAAAAGCUCGUCAGGUGUUUAUCCAAUACCUGAAUUAUCUACAUCUUAUUUAUUUUCUCUGAAAAUAACUGUAUUUUGUUAAUUUAUUUUAUUUUGCAAAAAAAAAAAAUGAAGAUAAUUCUAUCCUCUGGGAUAUUGGGGGGAGAGUAAGAGACUCAAACUCAUAAGGAAGCAAUCUUUUGAGGAUUGGCGUUACAGCAAAUUCAAUGCCUUACGGUAGAGCUAUAUUUUCUCCUAAUUUUGCGGCUUUCGUUUCCCUUCUCUAAAUGCUUGUACAUUGUCAAAACUCCACCACUACCAGAUGCUUUUUUACAGUGGUUGGGAAAUCCAAUGUGGUAGAAAUUAGAAAUUCUUGAAGAAAGAAAAUGCUUAUACAAAGCCAUUAGUUUUGGAUAAUCGGGUAAAUUUCCAGGAUUUUUUUUUUUUUUUUUUUUUUUGGGGUUGUAGUUAAGGUUUUUGUUAUUAGUCCUUGAUAUGCUAGAGGGAAUGGUGAAGAAUCAGAGAGAAAUGUGAUAAAAAUUACCAGGUGUUACUUUCUUUAAGCCUAACAAUGGUUUCAAAAGGAAAAAAAAGGUCAAAUUUUUUUAGCAUAGAAAGUUCAUUUUGGUGAGAGAUCCAGGAAGACUCAGAUCUUUGUUUUGUUGGGUUUUGCUGUUCUAGAUGAGGGUUGAAGAGAGAGUCUUUAUGUUCACAGCAUUGCUAUAUGUGCUUUGUAUGCCAUGCCUCAGUGCUCAGCCGCUUGGGAUUUCAACACGCUCGUUGGAUGCUCUUCUUCAAGACUAUGCAUUUAGGACCUUUGUCCGGCCAAGAACUGGCAUUCCUUAUAACGCUGAGGUACCCCACAAUCUCACAGGCAUUAAAGUUUCUGCCAUGAGGCUUAGGAGUGGUAGCUUGAGAACCAAAGGUGUUCAAAGCUAUAAUGAGUUUCAGAUCCCAAUUGGGGUUGUUGAGCAACCCUUUGUUAAGAGGCUUGUUUUGGUGUACCACAACCUGGGCAAUUGGUCUUCUCUUUUUUACCCUUUACCUGGUUACUCCUACUUAGCUCCUGUUCUCGGUCUCCUUGCUUACGAUGCUUCCAAUUUGUCUGCCAUAAAUUUACCAGAAUUGGAUCUGAGAGCUUCUGAAAAGCCAAUCUUGGUUAAGUUUUCAGAUGUCAAACCGACACUAGAUGGUUUUUCACCGAAGUGUGUGUAUUUUGAUUUACAUGGUUCAGUGGAAUUUGACAAUGUAUUACCUGGAAAUGCAUGUUCAAUGAUCCAACAAGGGCAUUUCUCCAUUGUCACAGAGUCUGUUUCACCCUCACCAGCUCCUUCAGCAGAGAGUUUACCUCAUAGCAGGGUUGAUAGAGGAAAGGUCAAGUCCAGGGUGUGGAAGAUAGUCUGGCCAUUGUUUGUUGGCUUAAUUUUACUGAUUGUGCUUGGUUUUGUGAUUGUAAGAGUAAGAGGGUGUAAACGUGGAAGGAAGAUACAGCAAAUGGAGAGUGUAAUGGAUGGAAGUGAAGCUUUACAGAUGACACCUAUUGGGAAUACCAAAGCACCACUAGCAACAGGAACUCGGACCAGACCAGUAUUGGAGAAUCAUUACAUGCCGUAGAUUAUGAUUUGUUUUGUCCAAAGUAUUUAUUUCUUUUUUACUCAAGAUCUGUGCAAUUGUUCAGCAUUUUUUUUUUUAUUUAGUCACAAAAAAACAAAACAGAGAAAAACAAAAUGUUCAAAAUGUUUAAUUCAUUAGCACUAAUCAGAUUUGGCUGCUGUUAUUCUCUGUCCUUUUAUGAGUGGGGGGCCUUCAAAUGAUGGUGGCAGACUGCCAUUUGAUUGUCAAAAGUGACAUUUCUUUGCUAUAUUGCUAAAACUAACCUGAGUUUUAUGAUCCAUGUAUCUUGAACACCAAAGAAUAGAAGGAGGUCUUUUUUUUUUUUAUUUUGGUGUAAAUGGGAUGUUUUUAUGUUUCCUUCUUUUCCUUCCCAAUACAAAAACUGGGAUCAAGAUAUUUCUGCUUGCUUAAAACACCACAGCAAGAAGUUCGGAUCAAACUGUUCUGUUAGGCCAUUUAUCUUCUUUUCAAGAGCAAUCAAAUAAAGGAAGUUGGGAUCAAACUGUUCUGUUAGGCCAUUUAUCUUCUUUACAGCGGCAAUCAAAUAAAUCUUUUUUCCUGUAAUAUUUGCUUCUCUUUCAGCUUUCUUUCUGAUGCAUAUUGAGACAAACAGCUUCUUGUGAUCAGCCUCCGGAUUUAGUCUUGGUGCUGCAUGUUCCUUAAGCAAAACAGUUAUAAAAGAGACAGAGAAUGAUCAUUAGAGUGAUGUCAAUCAGUUGUCCUCUUUAUGUACAAUAAAUCCAAUGCCGCCAUUUUACAGCUCUAAACUGGAUUAUCUGAUCGUUCUCUUCUAUGAUUCUACCCUUCUUAUCAAUCACAAAAAAAAAUAAAAAAUAUAAAUAAAAAUAAAAAAAAGAAAAAAGAAAAAAAGAAGAAGAAGAAAAAUCGAUGCCGUCAUUUAUCUGGAUCUGUUUAGGACUUUGUCCCGCUGUUCCUUGUUACAAACCAUCACUUGCUAAAGCACAGCCACUGUAGAAGUUGCUGAACCAUUUGAAAGGUUCAAGUGAAACUUCUCAAAGUUUUGAUUGUAAGUAUACUAUCAGAUAAAAAUGAAAGAAUAAAUUGAAAUGGAAUUCCAACUAAAUAUCUACUAGUGCAAUAGAGAAUUUCCUGCUUUAACCUAACCCACAACAUUUAUUUUUGGGUUUUUCAUUCUGUGGUCCAGAAAAGGAACUUAAUUUGGAAAUUGAAGCUAGUAACAAAGCAGAAUUUGAUAUAUAACAACUAGCCCUUUUGAGCUGCAAUGUCCUAUUACCUUUUCUUUAGAGAAUAUAUAGAAACAAAAUCAUAACAGUUUAAGUCUGAAAAAUUGGAACGGCUGUAGUAUAGAUAUAUCAAUAAUGAACUAGUUUAUUGUGCUUUGAGCAGGAAUUGAGUUUUUAUUCCCUGACAAUAAA